UAUUGAUUAAAAAAGUAUUUUUAAUCGUAAUAAUCGUGAUAACUAUAAUUAUUGUAACAUUGAUGUAAAUUUAAAGUUCAGGAAGUAAGACACCUGUUCUUUUCGUACAAAGCAUUUAAUUUUUCAAAACAAAAAAAAAAACAAUUCACAUGGAUUCCGCUGAAAAUUGCAACUCAACGGAAAUCGACCGUUUGCCUUCGGAACACUACCCAUGCAGCCACUGUUCGUCCGUGUUCCGGAACAGAGCCCUAUUGGCUCGUCACCAAAGUCAGCUACACCCGGAAAAGAAGAAAUUUCAAUGCCCUCACUGUGAAGCAGCGUACAACUUAUCGAAGAACUUUGCCCUCCACCGGAUAGUCCACAGUGCCGGUGGCAAUGUACCGUUCAAAUGUCCUCAAUGUGGGGUUGCGUUCCGUCGUCACGCCACACUGGUAGGUCACAUCGAGCGGCACUACGUCAGCGAGGAUUACAUUUGCGCCAUAUGCGACGGGGCUUUUCAAACGCUGGAUGGACUGAAAGCUCACGUGUACGAAGGCCACGAGGUUGGAGUACGGAAAAGGGACAAUAGCACGGCGGACAAAAUUGGUAUGGGGAGUGCGCCGGGCAAAACCGUCUUCAAGUGCAAUCUAUGCGAGGACAAAGUGUUCCCGAAGCAGAGCUUGCUCGAAAGGCAUUAUCUCGUACAUACCAAGCAAAAGCCGUUUGUGUGCAGCAUCUGCGGAAAAGCUUUCAACCAGAAAAGCACACUGAAAACACACUCAUUGGUGCACAGCAAAAUUCAGGAAUUCGUUUGCCUCCUAUGUGGCUUGAAAUUCUCGCAGAAGGUCAACCUACGCGUUCACACACUCCGGGUACACCCAAAAAGAACAACUUCUUUGGUGGGAAAGCAACCAUGCCCGUUCUGUCCAUGUGUGUUCAAAAAACUAGGCAGUCUGAAUGCACACAAAACAAAAGUACAUGCCAGCCUAAUGGCCGAAACAAGCAAAGAUCAACGCUCACCCGCCAAAUUUCCCACAGAUUCAGCUAAACCGAGCGAACCAUCGCUCGGUGUCAUCUACAAGUGUGGCAACUGUGGAAUGGAUUUCCCAGAAAUGGCCCAACUGAACAAACACAUCAGGGAACACGAAACAGAUGGUCGUCAAUCUGUAUCGGACGUAGUACAGCCCACCGUAGCCAGUCGGAGCCAAGAGCAUUUGCAAGGUCCUAAUGCACAAAGACGUCACCUUUGUGAAAUUUGCCCCGCUGCAUUCAAAAAAUCCAGUCAUCUCAAGCAGCACACUAAGUCCCAUUACGGCAUUAAGGGUAACCGUUGUCAUAUUUGCGACAAAACCUUCACCACAAGCCACACCCUGAAAGUGCAUUGCAACAGUCACAGUCAGAACUCUCACCUGCACUAUAAAUGUGACCAAUGCAGUGUCAGCUUCAGCCUGCAGUCGAGUCUUCGUAGGCACCAGAAGCAUCACGAUAAUCCCACCAGGUCAUAUAGUUGCCCUUAUUGCAAGCGGGUAUUCAAAUGGUAUCAGAAUUGCAAGUCGCAUAUGAGAGUCAACCAUCCGGAUGUCGUCGAUCAACAGAAUCCAAUCGAACAAUUCUCAACCGAAUCUGCACAGAAAUCUGAUGAGCCGCAACCUCAGCUAACCGAAGAAAUGCUAAUUGAUGUGAGCAACCUACCUUCCAAUGUCAGCAUUGUAGACAUCAGUAAUCUCACAAAUUGCAUCGUGAGAAUAGACGAUCAACUAUACGAACUUCCGGUGCAGAUUGGAACCGAUCUUUCAAUAAACGAAUCAAUAGACCUAGGGGAUGGCAAUUUCGCGCAAGUCAUAAUGGAAAAUCCAGUCGAAGACACGGUGCAACCAACUGCAGAAACGCCAAAAUCGAAUAACUUGGACGACUCGUUGUAUCAGUAUAUGAAUGAGACUUCCCAAGAGGGUGAGACUGAAACAACGUUUGUCUUAGAAGAACAUGCGGAUCCAGCACAAAUUGCUCUGAAAACGAAAGAAGGCAAGAUUCCGAACAAAACCGAACAAGAUCUGUUCGAGGAAGUGGUUGAUGACGGGAAGAAAAAAUACCGCUGCAAGGGUUGUCAGAAAGUGUUCAAGAAGCCCGUGGACCUACGUCGACAUAUUCGAACGCAUACAGGUAAGGUUGAUCGUGAAUCUGGUAAGGUAGAAUGCUUAAUUAAAAUUCUGCAUUUUUCAGGUGAACGCCCGUUCCGGUGUGAUAAAUGUUCUAAAAGUUUCACCCUCAAGGCCGUCCUCGAAGUGCAUCUGAAGACGCACGAAUUGCGAAGGGAAAUAAUGUCCUGCCCGGAGAAGGAUUGUGGCAGUAAAUUUUCCAGCAAAACCAGCCUGGAGUUGCACCGGCGUAUCCACACCGGCGACAGGCCCUUCCAGUGCGGUGUGUGUAGGCUUACGUUUAGAACGUCGGGUCACAUGCAGGCACACAUGACAUCGCACGCCCGUUUGGCUAAACGGCGCGAACAAAGUAGCUUUGAAUUUGUUGAAUGAAUAAAGCUCGAA
Molecule: messenger RNA, 2519 nt
Organism: Aedes albopictus (Asian tiger mosquito)
Lineage: Eukaryota; Metazoa; Arthropoda; Insecta; Diptera; Culicidae
Product: zinc finger protein 91
Exons: 3
Coding region: 150-2507 (785 amino acids)
Biological process (GO): regulation of transcription by RNA polymerase II
Cellular component (GO): nucleus
Molecular function (GO): RNA polymerase II cis-regulatory region sequence-specific DNA binding; DNA-binding transcription factor activity, RNA polymerase II-specific
Source: RefSeq, a predicted model, not a curated record